AUGUCAACCAACAGGCCGUUCCUGGCCAACUUCCUGGCCGCAUUUCGAGCGCAGUCAACGUACAAAGCCUCCACGGCUGGAUCCCAAUCUACAGCAGCCACGUCGUCUUCUAUCUCCUCGACACAGAUUUCCCAAAGCGCCCGAACAAUAGCAACUAAAGCCGCCGGCAGUGGCUCCGGCCCAUCAUCCUCUUCCUCGGCAGAACAACAGCCUUCAUCAUCUACCUCUACAAGCCACCACUACCACCACCACUCCACUUCUGCUUCCUCCCGUCCACAUUCACACCCGCGAUCACCUUUAAACCAAACCGCCCCCGCCGACUCCUCAUCGCCUUCGCCGCUGGCUUCCCCUUCUUCACCCCCGACACCCGCAUCCUCGAACCCCAUCCCCAUUGCCAACACACACGACCGCCAACGACGGGGUAGUGACAGUUCCAAUGGCUCGGGUGGAUUCCGCGAUGCACUCGGGCAUGAGAAGUGGUACAUCGGCGGGCGAACGCCAAGCGGAGAGGAACGGUUCUACCGGUUAGGGAUGGUAACUAAGGGCGGCGGACGACUAGGAGGGAGUGGGCGAGUAGGAAGUAUUGAUCAACUGAGUCUGUGA
Molecule: messenger RNA, 603 nt
Organism: Aspergillus wentii DTO 134E9
Lineage: Eukaryota; Fungi; Ascomycota; Eurotiomycetes; Eurotiales; Aspergillaceae
Exons: 1
Coding region: 1-603 (200 amino acids)
Source: RefSeq, a predicted model, not a curated record